Messenger RNA from Lytechinus pictus (painted urchin), 6577 nucleotides. RefSeq lists its product as uncharacterized. The record is from RefSeq and is a predicted model, not a curated record. Gene Ontology annotation, molecular function: protein binding. The transcript is spliced from 30 exons. Lineage: Eukaryota; Metazoa; Echinodermata; Echinoidea; Temnopleuroida; Toxopneustidae. Gene Ontology annotation, cellular component: plasma membrane. Bases 26 to 6400 code for a protein of 2124 amino acids.
AUCCAAGCUUCUUCUUGUUCUUUGGAUGCAUACCAUGAUCCACUAUGCAGCUGGUCAGCAUUUCAGUUGUUCACUAUCAAAAAUGAACGUGUCAAUGGCGAUGGUUUGUGAUGGAUAUUACGACUGUGAUCAUUACGAGGAUGAAUCAAAUUGCAAUUACUCAACGACGUAUCUGCAAUCAGGUGAAUCAUAUUCAUUCAUCAUACCACGCAACUACACCAUAGGAUUUUACCACGCAACCUUGCUUGAAACAAAUGAUACGAAUGGAUUUCGAAUCGUGUUCCAAGAUUUGUUUCUAUAUUAUAGUCAUCGAAUCCAAAUAGGGGCAGGGACUGAUCCUUCUGAUCAACAAUCUGUCAUCACAACCAUCGAUGGAUACAGGACCUGCUGCCCUGUUGAUGUCUAUGUAGAGACAAAUAAGAUGUGGAUUGCUGUAAUAGGAGGAUCGACUUCCACCAAUCUUGAGAUUGAUGCGGAGAUUGUUGCUUUUGACUUUUCAACCCUGUUUAAUUGCCCCAGGAGCAAUAUGAAAGUGUCAUCAGAUGUUCUGUGUGAUGGAGUGUACCACUGCGAUCAUUAUGAAGAUGAAUCGACAUGCAAUUACACUGCGACGUAUCUGCAAUCAGGUGAAUCUCAUUCAAUCGACAUACCACGCAACUACACAAGACGAUUUUACCACGCAACCGUGCUGCAAACAAACGAUACGAAUGGAUUUCGAAUCGUGUUCCAAGAUUUCUAUAUCAGAUCUACCAAUCAAGUCCAAAUUGGGACAGGUACUGAUCCCUCUGAUCCUGAGUCUGUCAUCACAACUAUCUAUGGAACUACAUAUUGCUGUCCCUGGGAUGUCUACAUAGAGUCCAAUGAGAUGUGGAUUGGUGUCAUAGGAGGACUGACUUACACCAAUCUUGAGAUUGACGCGGACAUCGUUGCUUUUGACCUUUCAACCCUGUUUGAUUGCCCGAGGAGCAAUAUGAAAGUGUCAUCAGAUGUUCUGUGUGAUGGAGUGUACCAUUGCGAUUAUUAUGAAGAUGAAUCGGCAUGCAAUUACACUGCGACGUAUCUGCAAUCAGGUGAAUCUUAUUCAAUCGACAUACCACGCAACUACAUAAGACGAUUUUACCACGCAACCGUGCUACAAACAAAUGAUACGAAUGGAUUUCGAAUCGUGUUCCAAGAUUUCUAUAUCAGAUCUACCAAUCAAAUCCAAAUUGGGACAGGUACUGAUCCAUCUGAUCCACAGUCUGUCAUCACAAGUCUGUUUGGAUAUAGAAGCUCUUCUGAUGAUGUCUAUGUGGAGACCAAUCAGAUGUGGAUGGUUGUCAUAGGAGGACUUUAUGACACCAAUCUCUUCAUAGAUGUUGACAUAUUUGCUAUUGAUCUCUCAACCCUGUUUAAUUGCCCAGUGAGCAAUAACGGGUUAUCAGUUCUGUGUGAUGGAGUGUAUCAAUGCGAUUUUUAUGAAGACGAAUCGGCAUGCAAUUACACUGCGACGUAUCUGCAAUCAGGUGAAUCUUAUUCAAUCGACAUACCACGCAACUACACAACACGACUUUACCACGUAACCGUGCUACAAACAAAUGAUACGAAUGGAUUUCGAAUCGUGUUCCAAGAUUUUUAUAUCAGAUCUACCAAUCAAAUCCAAGUAGGGACAGGUACUGAUCCCUCUGAUCCAGAGACUGUCAUCACAACUAUCUAUGGAACUACAUAUUGCUGUCCCUGGGAUGUCUACAUAGAGUCCAAUGAGAUGUGGAUUGGUGUCAUAGGAGGACUGACUUACACCAAUCUUCAGAUUGAAGCGGACAUCGUUGCUUUUGACCUUUCAACCCUGUUUAAUUGCCCGAGGAGCAAUAUGAACGUGUCAUCAGAUGUUCUGUGUGAUGGAGUGUACCAUUGCGAUUAUUAUGAAGAUGAAUCGGCAUGCAAUUACACUACGACGUAUCUGCAAUCAGGUGAAUCUUAUUCAAUCGACAUACCACUCAACUACACAAGACGAUUUUACCACGCAACCGUGCUACAAACAAACGAUACAAAUGGAUUUCGAAUCGUGUUCCAAGAUUUCUAUAUCAGAUCUACCAAUCAAAUCCAAGUAGGGACAGGUACUGAUCCCUCUGAUCCAGAGACUGUCAUCACAACUAUCUAUGGAACUACAUAUUGCUGUCCCUGGGAUGUCUACAUAGAGUCCAAUGAGAUGUGGAUUGGUGUCAUAGGAGGACUGACUUACACCAAUCUUCAGAUUGAAGCGGACAUCGUUGCUUUUGACCUUUCAACCCUGUUUAAUUGCCCGAGGAGCAAUAUGAACGUGUCAUCAGAUGUUCUGUGUGAUGGAGUGUACCAUUGCGAUUAUUAUGAAGAUGAAUCGGCAUGCAAUUACACUACGACGUAUCUGCAAUCAGGUGAAUCUUAUUCAAUCGACAUACCACUCAACUACACAAGACGAUUUUACCACGCAACCGUGCUACAAACAAACGAUACAAAUGGAUUUCGAAUCGUGUUCCAAUAUUUAUAUAUCAGAUCUACCAAUCAAGUCCAAAUUGGGACAGGUACUGAUCCCUCUGAUCCAGAGACUGUCAUCACAACUAUCUAUGGAACUACAUAUUGUUGUCCCUGGGAUGUCUACAUAGAGUCCAAUGAGAUAUGGAUUGGUGUCAUAGGAGGACUUUAUUACACCACUCUUGAGAUUGAUGCGGAAAUCGUUGCUUUUGACCUUUCAACCCUGUUUGAUUGCCCGAGGAGCAAUAUGAACGUGUCAUCAGAUGUUCUGUGUGAUGGAGUGUACCAUUGCGAUUAUUAUGAAGAUGAAUCGGCAUGCAAUUACUCAGCGACGUAUGUACAAUCAGGUGAAUCUUAUUCAAUCGACAUACCACGCAACUACACAAGACGAUUUUACCACGCAACCUUGCUACAAACAAAUGAUACGAAUGGAUUUAGAAUCAUCUUCCAAAAUUUCUAUAUCAGACAUACCAAUCAAAUCCAAAUAGGGACAGGUACUGAUCCAUCUGAUCCAGAGUCUGUCAUCACAACUCUCUUUGGAUAUCGAAGCUCUUCUCAUGAUGUUUAUGUGGAGACCAAUAAGAUAUGGAUUUCUGUCAUAGGAGGACUGGCUGACACCAAUCUCCUCAUAGAUGUUGACAUCUUCGCUAUUGAUCUCUCGACUCCUUUUAGCUGCCCAGUGAGCAAUAUGAACGUGUCAUCAGAUGUUCUAUGUGAUGGAGUGUACGAUUGCGAUCAUUAUGAAGAUGAAUUGGCAUGCAAUUACACUGCGACGUAUCUACAAUCAGGUGCAUCUCAUUCAAUCGACAUACCAGGCAACUACACAAGACGAUUUUACCACGUAACCGUGCUACAAACAAAUGAUACGAAUGGAUUUCGAAUCGUGUUCCAAGAUUUCUAUAUCAGAUCUAGUAAUCAAGUCCAAAUAGGGACAGGCACUGAUCCAGCUGAUACACAGUCCGUCACCAAAACUAUCUCUGGAUCUACAUAUUGCUGUCCUUGGGAUGUUUAUAUAGAGACCGAUAAUAUGUGGAUUGCUGCCAUAGGCGGACUGACUUACACCAAUCUUAAGAUUGAUGCGGACAUCGUUUCUUUCAACCUUUCAACUCUGUUUAAUUGCCCAAUGAGCAAUAUAAACGUGUCAUCAGAUGUUCUCUGUGAUGGAGUGUACCAUUGUGAUCAUUAUGAAGACGAAUCAACAUGCAAUUACACUGCGACAUAUCUGCAAUCAGGUGCAUCUUAUUCAGUCGACAUACCACGCAACUACACAAGACGAUUUUACCACGCAACCGUGCUACAAACAAACGAUACGAAUGGAUUUCGAAUCGUGUUCCAAUAUUUAUAUCUCUAUUCUAGUCAUCGAAUCCAAAUAGGGGCAGGUACUGAUCCGUCUGAUCAACAAUCUGUCAUCACAACCAUCAAUGGAUAUAGAACUUGCUGCCCUGUUGAUGUCUACGUAGAGACCAAUAGGAUGUGGAUUGCUGUCAUAGGAGGUCUGACUUACACCAAUCUUGAGAUUGAAGCGGACAUCGUUGCUUUCAACAUUUCAACUCUGUUUAAUUGCCCGAGGAGCAAUAUGAACGUGUUAUCAGAUGUGCUGUGUGAUGGAGUGUAUCAUUGCGAUCAUUACGAAGAUGAAUUGGCAUGCAAUUACUCAGCGACGUAUGUACAAUCAGGUGAAUCUUAUUCAAUCGACAUACCACGCAACUACACAAGACGAUUUUACCACGCAACCUUGCUACAAACAAAUGAUACGAAUGGAUUUAGAAUCGUCUUCCAAAAUUUCUAUAUCAGACAUACCAAUCAAAUCCAAAUAGGGACAGGUACUGAUCCAUCUGAUCCAGAGUCUGUCAUCACAACUCUCUUUGGAUAUCGAAGCUCUUCUCAUGAUGUUUAUGUGGAGACCAAUAAGAUGUGGAUUUCUGUCAUAGGAGGACUGGCUGACACCAAUCUCUUCAUAGAUGUUGACAUCUUUGCUAUUGAUCUCUCGACUCUUUUUAGCUGCCCAGUGAGCAAUAUGAACGUGUCAUCAGAUGUUCUAUGUGAUGGAGUGUACGAUUGCGAUCAUUAUGAUGAUGAAUUGGCAUGCAAUUACACUACGACGUAUCUGCAAUCAGGUGAAUCUCAUUCAAUCGACAUACCACGCAACUACACAAGACGAUUUUACCACGCAACCGUGCUGCAAACAAACGAUACGAAUGGAUUUCGAAUCGUGUUCCAAGAUUUCUAUAUCAGAUCUACCAAUCAACUCCGAAUUGGGACAGGUUCUGAUCCCUCUGAUCCAGAGACUGUCAUCACAACUAUCUAUGGAACUACAUAUUGCUGUCCCUGGGAUGUCUACAUAGAGUCCAAUGAGAUGUGGAUUGGUGUCAUAGGAGGACUUUAUGACACCACUCUUGAGAUUGAUGCAGACAUCGUUGCUUUUGACCUUUCAACCCUGUUUGAUUGCCCGAGGAGCAAUAUGAACGUGUCAUCAGAUGUUCUGUGUGAUGGAGUGUACCAUUGCGAUUAUUAUGAAGAUGAAUCGGCAUGCAAUUACACUACGACGUAUCUGCAAUCAGGUGAAUCUCAUUCAAUCGACAUACCACGCAACUACACAAGACGAUUUUACCACGCAACCGUGCUGCAAACAAACGAUACGAAUGGAUUUCGAAUCGUGUUCCAAGAUUUCUAUAUCAGAUCUACCAAUCAACUCCAAAUUGGGACAGGUACUGAUCCCUCUGAUCCAGAGUCUGUCAUCACAACUAUCUAUGGAACUACAUAUUGCUGUCCCUGGGAUGUCUACAUAGAGUCCAAUGAGAUGUGGAUUGGUGUCAUAGGAGGACUUUAUGACACCACUCUUGAGAUUGAUGCGGACAUCGUUGCUUUUGACCUUUCAACUCUGUUUAGCUGCCCAGUGAGCAAUAUGAACGUGUCAUCAGAUGUUCUAUGUGAUGGAGUGUACCAUUGCGAUCAUUAUGAAGAUGAAUCGGCAUGCAAUUAUUCAACGACGUAUCUGCAAGCAGGAGAGUCACAUUCAAUCGACAUAUCACGCAACUACACCAGACGAUUUUACCACACAACCUUGCUACAAACAAAUGAUACGAAUGGAUUUCGAAUCGUGUUCAAAGAUUCAUAUCUGUAUUCUAGUAAUCAAAUCCAAAUAGGGAAAGGUACCGAUCCGUCUGAUCAACAAUCUGUCAUCACAACCAUCAAUGGAUACAGAUACUGCUGCCCUGUUGAUGUAUAUGAAGAGGCCAAUGAGUUGUGGAUGUCUGUCAUUGGAGGACUGACUUACACCAAUAUCUUUAUUGACGUUAAUAUCAUUGCUAUUGACCUGAGAAAAUCCUUUCAUUGUCCAGUCUCGAGCAGAAAUAUAUCAGUAACCUUGGCAUGUGAUGGAUAUUAUGACUGCGAUAAUUUCGAGGAUGAAUUAUAUUGUAAUAACCCAGUUACACACCUCGAGGAAGGCCAAUCACAUUCUAUCAGAACGCCAUCUUUCACAAGAGAAUUCUACAAUACAACCUUGUUAAAAGCAAAUACUACAAAUGGAUUUCGAAUUGUGUUCCAUCGUUUGUAUCUCAAUUAUUAUGAUGACGAAAUCCGAAUAGGGACAGGGAACGAUCCAUCUGAUAUCCAGUCUAUUGUAACAACUAUCCAUGGAUAUGCAUACUACGAGGAUGAUAUGUACAUAGAUAACCAUAAAAUGUGGAUUGUUGUCAUAGGAUCAAAACAGUACAGUCAUUCAUAUCAUCUUGAUCUGGACAUUAGUAUUACUGCCAUCGAUUUAUUUAAUUCUUUUCCUUGUACGUCGUCUUACAUGAACGUGCCAGUGACGUUGGUUUGUGAUGGAUAUUACGACUGCGAUAAUUAUGAAGACGAAUCGUUAUGCGGUAAGAAAUACAAUAACAUUACAUUACAUUAUUAUUGAGCUGAUAUAUCAGUCACCAGCGCAUACACCCUACCUAUGGCAUCCCCUCUUGUUCUAGCCUACAUGUAAUCUAGGCGGAGUCUGCAGCUAUAAGAAACUGUUCGUAGUUUACCGCACCUUUUGAACUCGCAUACAUGUCUUACGAGAAAAACCAACCGCAUCAGUCUUCUUUCUUUC